This is a messenger RNA of Zootermopsis nevadensis, 3385 nucleotides long. Lineage: Eukaryota; Metazoa; Arthropoda; Insecta; Blattodea; Termopsidae. The record is from RefSeq and is a predicted model, not a curated record.
UCACUGGUGACUCUAACCCACAUCAGGUCAACGCUGUGUUAAUUCUUACCAGAAUUAGGAUUUUAUGUAGCCAAGUCGAACAUUCGGAGACCUUGCGACAAGAUAUAUAACCCCCCCCUCCCCCCUGAGGCGCAAACCUGGGAAUCCCAGGCUCGGCGUGUCACGUGACACACCUCUGACCUCCAACCUUCCCAGUGCGCGGUUGGUAUUAGCGUCGUAACGGGUCGAAUUGUUUUAACAGAUGAUUUACGCUUUGAAGACCGUCCUAAAGCGAUUUGUGGUCUCUGCACGAACAUGGAGUACAGAAUACGUAGAAUCAAAUAUGGGUGAUUUCAAGGUCUUCAAUGAUUGUAUCCACGGGCACAUUAAAUUGAACCCACUGUGCGUGAAGAUAGUUGAUACACCACAAUUUCAGAGGCUUCGAAAUCUGAAGCAGCUUGGACCUGCUUACUUUCUUUAUCCUGGAGCAUGUCACAAUCGCUUUGAACAUUCCCUGGGGGUAUGCCACCUUGCUGGAAAAAUGGUAGAGGCGCUCAGAAGAAACUCUGAUAAAAAUAUUAUUAUAACAGAUGGUGAGAAAUUGUGCCUGGAAAUAGCAGGUCUCUGCCAUGAUUUGGGGCAUGGUCCUAUGUCACACACUUGGGGAAAAUUCCUACAGUCUCAAAGCGGCAGUACACCCAAAAAGUGGGAGCAUGAAGAAGCUUCUGUGAUGAUGUUUGAAUAUCUGCUGGAGAAUAAUGGCCUACGUGAAGCGGUGAAGGAUGCUGUACCUGAAAUGAAAGAAAAUGCAAUACAGUUUAUAGAGGAGCUGAUCAGAGGUAAAGGAACGGUGAGAAGCAACAAGAAAUUUCUGUAUCAGAUUAUAUCUAAUCAGGAGAAUGGCAUUGAUGUCGACAGAUGGGAUUAUUUCCUUCGAGAUGCAAAACAGCUCAAUCUCAAUAUCUCAUUUGACUACAGUCGCAUACUGGAGUUCUGUCGUGUGAUUGAGGUUAAUAACGAGAAGAUCAUCUGCUUUCGUGAUAAAGAAAGGCACAGUAUCUACGAUAUGUUCCAAGUUCGAAUGACUCUGUUCCACAAAGCAUGUUUACAUGACGUAGUGAGAACUAUUGAAGAAAUGUUCAUUGAUGCUCUUAAGGCGGCUGAUGAAGGCGGAUACAUGAUCCAUGUGUCAGAUGAUAUUAAAUACAAGUUAUCAGAGGCACACAAGUAUGCUAAAGCAUUGAACCGCAUGACUGAUCACAUCAUCUUUGACAUUUUCUACAAUAUAGAGGGCAAGUUCAAAGAGGCGAAAGAAUUACUGUGUCGCAUUUUGAAGAGGGACUUGUACACAAUUUUGGACAGCAAGAACUUCUCAGCUGAAUUACUGGCGAGAAUGAAUAACACACAGGAAGUUGAUAAAGUGAAUAAAGCAGUAGCAGAACUUGAGAAAGAGAUUCAAGAGCACAUCAGAGAGAUUAGUAAAGACCUAAAAUAUUGCAGUUAUAAAGAUUUUAAGGCGAUAAAAAUUAAACUGGACAUGGGUGUUAAGAAGAAGCGUAAGUCAGAGAAAAAUAAUCCAUUCAGUAACAUUUACUUCUUUGAAAAGGAUAAUGUGGAUGAAGCAAAGGAGAUGGAAUGGAAGGAUGUGACAGUUUUUCCAGUCCCCGAAGAAAGUAUUCAUCAUAUUCAUUUCCUUAUCAUAUAUAAGGACAUGGACAAUAAGAAACGUGUGAGCAGGGAUGCCAACAUGAAGAAGGAGCUGGAUGAUUUUCGAGUUAAACUCAAGGAAAGCUGGGGUACGUUUGGAAACAGAUCAGAACACCGAGUAGGUGAUAUGUAACUGAUGCCAGGAUAGCUCAGAUGGUAAAGUGACUGGAAUCAGGCUCAAUGGCUAGGUUUCAUUCCAUGCAGGAGGAAGGCACUUUUUCUUCAGUGCUGCCUUCUUCUGGCUUUGAGACCUAACCAGCUUUCAAGUGGAUUUUUUUUAAAUGUCUCUCGCCUCACUGAAUGUUCCUUAUCACCUCAGAAGUUCACGCUGCUGCCAUAUUAGUAGCAGCAAAAUAAUCUGUGAUGAAUGUAAAAGACAUUCUUGAAGCACAAUGGACUCAUGAUUAUCCAGAUUGGUUGGAAAAUAUAUUUUCAUGGAUAAUCUGCAAAAGCGAUAGAGAAAUACGCUACUAUAACAGAUAUAUAAGUUUAUUUACAGACAAUCACUACUUCAAUUUUUAAAGAUUUAUUAAUGACAGAAAGGAUUUUAUAUAUAAUUUAAUAGGGCAUAUAACAAUUAUUUUUAAAAAAGAAUCACAACAAUUACAUCAUAAACUUCAUGUUUUAGUAACGAUUUAUGUUAAUAUGUUAAAUACUCUGUCAUUGUUGUGUUUAUUCCUUUCUUUUUCAACUUUCUUUUAUAACAUAUUCAAAAUUAAUUUUUACUUAUUAUUUAUACCAGAUAGAUGGUGGUUAAUCCAUAACCCAGUUAAUCCACCCCCUCUUCCCAGGUAAUUGGGAGUUUACUGCAGUUAAAAAACUAAUGGAAUUUUCAGAAUGCUAAACUAACCUUUACAAAGUUUUAUUUCAGGUUCUCAUUGCAGUGAAUUUGAAGACGGCUAUCUUCUGGGUUGUUGCGCUAUGCAGAUUACGUGGCGCAACAACACAGAAGACAGCCAUUUUGAACAUAAUACUAUUUUUAUCUGAAUUAUAGCUAAUUUACAAAGAUAUCAAGUUUAGUAAGUAAUUUAUAUAAAAAAUUAUUAAAUCAUUUGCUUCUUAUUCUGCUGUGUUAUUCUAUGCCAGUACUUAAAAAAGACGAGUGGUGCACAAGACGAUUGUCAGUAUCAAGAUUAUGUUACCAAUGUCAUACUGUGGAAAAUAUUAACAUCAGCUAAGAUCUACAAAUCUUUGUUAAAACAUUUUCACCAGUUGACGUAUUUAUAAAUAUCACGUGCGUUUAUUGCGUUCAGUGUGAUUACAAAAUGAUUUUACUUUGUAAUGGAGAUUGUUGAUUUUGUUUAUUUAAAAAUGUUUUUAAGUUUUUCAUGUUUAAUUUAAAGUGUAGUAAUAAAGAGGUUAAUAAUAAAUGUAGUAUGUCUGCGAUGCAGAUAAGUAGUGAAGAAAGUUCUGUUUUAUCUUCUCUCUGAGCACAGUAGUGCUAAUGCCAUCAUUUUUGUGAACCUCUAACCUUAUUUUAAGGAAAAGACCACAAAUAUCCAUUUUUCCUGUUAUCUUGAAAUGGCAGAAAUAUUUAUUUGAAUGUUAUUUAGUUUCUGUGUUGAAUGUGGAUUUUUCACAAGUAUUUUGUGUUUCAGUUCACCCUAUAAGUAAAAAUGUUCACAGUAUAAAUCUGAUUGAGAGGCUUAUUCACUGAAUACUUUUGCUAAUGGUUUCAUAAAGUUAUUUUCCAUGUGAA